Molecule: messenger RNA, 1865 nt
Organism: Pocillopora damicornis (cauliflower coral)
Lineage: Eukaryota; Metazoa; Cnidaria; Anthozoa; Scleractinia; Pocilloporidae
Product: melatonin receptor type 1B
Biological process (GO): G protein-coupled receptor signaling pathway
Cellular component (GO): membrane
Molecular function (GO): G protein-coupled receptor activity
Source: RefSeq, a predicted model, not a curated record
CACAAACUAAAUUUCCAUCUCGGUGCACCGAACGUGUUCAAGAAACUCUCAUUCGUUGAAGCAUCAGCUGUCAUGAACAACAUUGACCCUGGUGAUGCCAGCGUGGAUGUACUGGCUAUUUUACAAGACCAGCUUGAAGCCAGAAGCAAACCAACUCUCGUAAUAGAAUCAACCGUUUUGAUAACCAUUAAUAUCACUGCCUUGCUUGGUAAUGCCAUCCUUUGCUUCAUCACCUAUCGCAACCCAAGGCUUCGUACCCCUACCACGAUGCUAAUUGUCGCCCUGGCUUGCACAGACCUGUUAACCGCUUUUUCUGUGAUACCACUGACAGUUGAUGCCGUCAUCAACAGCAGGAGGCGCUUCGGCGAUGGGGUGUGCAGAUUCCAGGCUUUUGCAAUGGCGAUUUUUGCCCAAAUAUCUAUCUACCUCAUGGCUUUGACGGCUUUCAAUCGGUACCUAUGUGUUAAGAAACGGAACCUUUACAAAAAAAUAUUUACGAAGAAACGUACAUUGCUUCUUAUUACCGCCAUUUGGAUAGUGGUGCUGGUCAUCAAUGGGUUCCCCAAUGUUCUUUCGCUGGAUGAUGUCUUCUUCUGCCCAGGUUACUUGCUGUGCUGGAGGAGGAUGAUGAGUCCAGCUUCUAUUUACUUGUUCAACGCUUGGCUUUAUGGUUCCUUCGUGAUCUCCUAUGUCGUUAUUGUGGUGUGUUACUGGAAAGUGUUUCGCGCCGUGGAGCAGCACAGCGUGGCCGUAGCUCCAAGCCUGAAUCAAGCAAGCCAGAAUACCCAGGCUAGAAACCAUUCUGAGGAAGUGUCUGUGGCGAAGGCAGUGGGAUCUAUCGUGUUUUCUUUCACCAUUUGCUGGAUACCGUCAGAAGUGAUGGACACCAUGGACAAGAUAAACCCACUUCUUUUACCUCGUCAGGUUUUCAUCUUUGCCACUUGCUUGUGGUUUCUCAGCAGCGCCAUCAACCCCGUCAUUUAUGGCGUCAUGAACAGCAACUUCCGAUCUGAGUACAAGAGAAUGUUCGAUGAUAUCUUUGGUUCUAUUAGUCCUCAGAGAGCGAUCUCGCCAAGUGAAGGCCAAGAUAUGUCCAGCCAGGGAAAUAAUUCAGCAUGAGAGCAUUCAAAUUUUUAAAAAGAAGGCAUUCAUUUUUCCUUGAGUGUCUCUAUGUCGCUCCGCGCAAGUAAAUUUAUCCUAACCGUCAAUUAUGUUCUUGUUGUCCUUUCUUCGUUUGAUUUUCAUUUACCCUGUCUGUUAUCAUUGUAAAUUUAUGUUAUUUAAGUAAUAUAUUCAUGUAUUUCAGAAACCACUGCUUAAAUAAUUAGAAUUGGAAAAUCUAUCGGUGCGUUUAUAGACUAUAUUGGCUUUAACAUGAACUUACACAUAACUUGUUAUAUCUUAUAAACCUCAGCUGUGAAGUGUGAUACAGGUUAGACGGUAAACUUAGUUGAUACAUUUUGCAUAAUGAAUGUAUGGCUAGUCGAUGUUUGACAGGGACCACAGUGCAACCCAAAAUUUCAGAUUUUUUUCAAAUUAGUAAGGCACAAAAGGCUUCUCAUGUUUCAAAAAGUCUGAGGUUCUCAGCUGGUGGCCUUACCCUGAUUGUUUGGAAGCAAAAUGUUGUCCAUGAAAAGAAAGUCGCGGACGCAUAAAUUUCGAAUAUAUGAGACUGGCUUUAAAAUGUACUUGCUGCUACACAAUGUUAAAUGGUAGAUAUCUAUUCUCAGAAUGUUUUCUGAAUUACUCCUAUGUUCGAGCAUGAAAUGUUAUGUAUUUUUACCCUGCUUUGAUGAACCACCAAUAAAUGAAUGUUUAUCCAACCACUUUAUUGUGUUUUUAUAUGUCUUUGUUUCCUAUUUGCA